This is a messenger RNA of Phycodurus eques (leafy seadragon), 4931 nucleotides long. RefSeq names its product zinc finger protein OZF-like. The record is from RefSeq and is a predicted model, not a curated record. The coding region runs from base 312 to 1484 and encodes 390 amino acids. Gene Ontology annotation, cellular component: transcription regulator complex; PcG protein complex. Gene Ontology annotation, molecular function: RNA polymerase II cis-regulatory region sequence-specific DNA binding; DNA-binding transcription factor activity, RNA polymerase II-specific. NCBI's taxonomy places the organism in Eukaryota, Metazoa, Chordata, Actinopteri, Syngnathiformes, Syngnathidae. Gene Ontology annotation, biological process: regulation of transcription by RNA polymerase II. The transcript has 2 exons.
UCCGCUGCAGCAUUAACCUUCGUGCACGUAUUUUUCCGUAACCACUCGCGCUCUAGUAAAUCGUUCUUCUUAAAUUACUAGUGAACGAACCUAAACCUCGACACAGUACUUCCGUCACUACUUUACUGGACUGAAACAUCAUUCGUUACAAUUUCGCGUCCGGCUGAACUCGCCUCGGUGCACGUCGAAGCUUGUCGGCUUAGCUUUGCUUAGCUUAGCUUCGUUUAGCUUGCUAACAAAGAGACGCGUUUGUCAGCAACGCAUCGCCGAGCAGAGAUCGAGUGUGGAAAGUGUGUUAUUAUAGCGUGGAAAUGUGUGCAAGACCGACCGAGAAGAACGCGGAGGAACUUUCUGGAUUCAAAGAGAACGAACGUCAACUGGCGCAUGACGCUGCUUUCAAGCAGCCUCGAGACACGGCAGACCAAAGUGAAAAAUAUCUUCGCCCUGAGCAACAGGAGCCACAGUGCCCUCACAUUAAAGAGGAGGAGGAGGAGGAGCACCCCUUCAUUAAUGAGGAGCCAGUGUCCCCUCACAAUAAAAAGGAGGAAGAGCCCACUCACAUUAAAAAGCAAGAGGAGACAGAAAACUCCCACAUCAAAGUAGAAGAGGAGGAUAACAAGUUGCCAUUGACCUUUGUCACUUUGAAGAAUGAAGAUAAAGGUAAAUGUGAGGAGAACAGAGGGGUGGAGCCUCCAAGCAGCAGCUCAAGUCAACACAUGAAAACAGCAGGCGAUGGAGACCACAGUGGAGGAUCACAAGCACGCGGCCUCCUAGCUCCACUAUCAGAUAGUGACGACAUAACGUCACACUCUCCUGACAGUGAUGACGAUGAUCAUGAUGAUGAACACUCGAAAGGUGAUAUGACAUGUCACACCAACAACAAAUGCUGGGAAUGUUCUCAGUGUGGAAAAACAAUAAGUUCAAAGCGGAAUUUGAAAGUUCACAUGAGAAUACACACUGGAGAAAAACCUUUUGUCUGUUCAGUUUGUGGUAAAAGAUUCACUGAACAAGGCACUUUGACAAAACACGCAAGAACACACUCAGGAGAGAAACCUUUUGUCUGCCCAGUUUGUGGCGAAAGAUUCGCUGUAAAUACUAGUUUAGUAACACACACAAGAACACACACAGGAGAGAAACCUUUCGCCUGCUUGUUUUGUGGCAAAAGAUUCUCGAAAAAGUCAAAUUUAAAAAUGCACACAAGAAUACACACUGGAGAGAAACCAUUUUCCUGCUCAGUAUGUGAUAAAAACUUCUAUGAAAAGGCAAAGUUGACAAAACACACAAGAACACACACUGGGGAGAAACCUUUUACCUGUUCAGUAUGUGGCAAAAACUUCUCUGGAAAGUCAAGUUUAGCAACACACACAAGAACACACACUGGGGAGAAACCUUUUUCCUGCUCAGUAUGUGGCAAAAGAUUCUCGAGAAAGUCCGUUUUAAUCAGGCACACAAGAGCACAUUCUGGAGACAAACCUUUUGCCUGAUCAGUUUGUAGUCUUACAGCACCACCUAUCUUCUUCAUCCAAUGCCGUACUUUUAUCUAUUCCAAAGAGACUCAAUAAUUCUUCCUCCAACAAACAAAGAAAAUAAAUAUGGCCGCUUAUGGCCAUAAGGCAGCUUCAUGAAGCUUUUACAACUGAGUGGAAUAUUAAUGAAGGAGUUUCUAUCCAACAACUCUAAUUGAAAGACAGUGGUCUCUCCCCAAGGCAUCUUAACGACUGUUGGUUUGAAUUCCAAAAGAAUGCUACAAUGCGUGCCUCGAACUUGGAGCAUAAAUAGUUGAGUUUUUCCCCCCCAUACCAAUCGAGGCUGUGGCUGUCCUAACUAAGCCUUGUUGCAUGAACUAAUGAAGCCUGCUUGGAUGAAGGCCAAACGUCUUCUAAGACUACCAGAACAGUUCACUUGUGAUCGAUUCAAUGCCCUGAGAAUGAAAUGGCUAAUUAAUGAGAAUAUUCACAGGCAUAUUUUGGGUCAAAGAUUCUCUCAAAAGGGACAUUUAGAAAAACGCACAAAAACACACAUUGGGGGAAAAAAAAUAUUCAAUCGAGUGGGUGUUCUCUCAAAGAUUUUCCAGUAAUUAUUUUGUUAAACGAUGCAAGUGUGCUGAUGAGAAUAGCCGCAAUCGAAGCUUUAAAAGAAAAAAAUUGACCCAUAUAUAUUGGCCUAAAAAAAAAAAAAAAAGACAACAAAGUCCAUCCAUCCAUCCAUUUCCAGAGCCGCUUCUCCUCACUAGGGUCGUGGGCGUGCUGGAGCCUAUCCCAGCUAUCAUCGGGUAGGAGGCGGGGUACACCCCGAACUGGUUGCCAGCCAAUCGCAGGGCACAUACAAACAAACAACCAUUUGCACUCACAUUCACACCUACGGGCAAUUUAGAGUGUCCAAUUAAUGCAUGUUUUUGGGAUGUGGGAGGAAACCGGAGUGCCCGGAGAAAACCCACGCAGGCAUGGGGAGAACAUGCAAAUUCCACACAGGCGGGGCCGGGGAUUGAACCCAGGUCCUCAGAACUGUGAGGCUGACGCUCAAACCAGUCUUCCACCGUGCCGCCGACAACAAAGUCAUUUCCAAUAAUAUCUAACCAUUUUGAAGCAACUGAUAAAUAAUAGCCCUGGGAAUGCCCCUUUUACAUCGCCAAAAUCAAUAUGUCGCCAUAUCUUGGUGUCCUGCGAUGGAACUGGAGACCAAAUUCGCUGCAUAGCCGCUGUGUACAAAGGAAUGUACUAUACUAGAAAGUGGGAGUGUUUACUCAUAUUUUAUGUAUCGUUGCUGUCAGGCGGAAUCCACCCACCUCUGAAAUGACAAUUUUUCAAGAAAUAAACAAAAAUAUAAUAAUUCAUGCCCUGCCAUUGGCUGGCGACCAGUUCAGGGUGUACCCCACCUCUCGCCCGAAGAUAGGUGGGAUAGUCUGCAGUAUGCCCGCGACCCUAGUGAAUGGAAAAAAAGGAAGGAAGGAAGGAAUAGGAAGGAAUAAUAACGACAUCUUGCUUGAGUUUCCAAACACUGCUUGGUUCUCUUUGGUAUCCAUGUUUGAGGACAGCACUGGAAUUGGCAUCUUUCUGGAGUCGAUUUCCCUCUACUGUCCUUCUGAACUAGAGUUAGCCGCCACAGUGGACAGUUGUGAUGGAAAACCACACCGUCAAACCUGAACUGGAAAACUGAAAUCUGUUAGGACUGAUUCAUAAUACCAACCGGGAUGAUUUAUUUGUGGACUGAGUAUUAUUGCAUGGGACUAGAAAAAAACAAUAAAAGAGAAAAGAUUCCUUCCUGGGUUGUUAUUUGAAUCAACAAUUCAAGGAGUUGAAUUGUCAUACCAACACACAUUUAAACAUGAUAUGGCAUGAAAUAAGAGCCCCUGCAUCCCAGUUUAGCGCACACAGUCUAAAAACCUGUGAAAUAAGGAGUACGAAAAUUUGACCAAAUAAAACAAAGAUUUUAAAAAUUAUAAAAAUACAUAUUUAUAGUUAUGUGUGCAAAGGUGCAAAUGCAACAAAUAUGUGGGUGCAGCAGAGAUAAAAAUGCCAGAGGCUUGAAUUCCAAAUAAUUACUGUACUUGAACGCAAUAGUGUUCAUCGUGCAGGGUUGACUCGGCCCGGGGUGGGGGGCUGAUGUUCGGGCUACAGAGCACUGUGCGAGUUUGACAGGCUGUAACAGCUUCCAGAAAGAAGCUGUUCCUCAGCCAGGUAGUCCUGCACCAGAGUGUCCAUAGCCUCCUGCCUGACGGGAGACAUUUGAAAAGUGUGUGUCUUUUAGUGCUCUUUGAUGAUGCAGAGUGCCUUUCUUCUGUAUGUGUCGGUGAAUAUGUCUAUAGUGGUGGGAAGGCUGUUCCCCACAAUCUCCUUUCUAGUUCCUUCCUCAAAGCAGCUGAGCAGCUCCUGUGGCGUACUGUGAUGCUGGUGUUAGGAUGCGCUCCACCUUACAUCUGUAGAAGCUUCUCCAGACAUCGCUCCCCACUCUGGCAUGUCACAGCUUCUGGAUGAAGUACAGAGGUUUGUGUGCCCUCUUUGAGCACACUGGAAGUGUUUUGGCACCAUAUGAUGUCCUUGGAAAGGUAGACUCCUAGGUGCUUGUAGCUGGAGACCACUUCUAUGACCCCUGCAUGAAGUGCAGAGGGGUCAGGAGUGUCUGUCCCUCCUGAAGUCCAGCACCAUCUCCUUGAUCUUCUGCACAUUGAUGCAAAGAUUAUCUUUGCACCAGUCCACCAGGUCUAGUUCUACCGCCUCUGUACUUGGACUCAUCAUUGUAAUAUGUAUAUUUAAUUUGUAUUUUUGGGGUUUCUCUCUUUUAAUUGAUGUUUUUCUGUUUUAUCAGUGGUACAAAAGGUGUUAUUCAAGUGGGCUGAUAGGUUUGUUCACUGAGCCUGCUUUGAGGUUAAAAAAUUAAGAUCAACUUACAAAAAUAGACAACAAUUAGGAAGUAAAUAGAUAAGUAGAUAAAUAGAUAUUAAAUACAUGUAGCGUAUAUUGGGUUUGGAUAAAAGCUUAAGUAAUUUGGGAAGAGGAGAGUCGGUGGUUAGACGCCUGCGUUUUCCGGCGUGAUCCAGCGCACUUUAAAAGGUUGUCUUUGUAGUGUAUUCAAUUAAAUACAGGUUGAACAUAAUUUGCAAAUAAUUGUCUGUUAUCUGUAAUCUGUUUUUAUUUAUGUUCUGGUCAUAUAUAUAUAUAUCCAUCCAUCCAUUUUCAACACCGCUUAUCCUGGUUAGGGUCGCGGGACGCUGGAGCCUAUCCCAGCUGACUUCGGGCGAAAGGCGGACUACACCCUGAACUGGUCGCCAGUCACUCGUAGGGCACAUAUAGACACGGACAACCAUUCGCACUCACAUUCACAACGUCACUCAGUGGGAACUGAACCCACGCUGCCUGCACCAAAGUCAGGCAAGUGUACCACUACACCAUCAGCGACUUACACACACACGCACACACGUAUAUAUCCAUCCA